AUGGAAGUCAAAAAUCUUACGUACUUUCUCGAUCAUAACACUUACGAUGACGGGCUGCUGUGUACCGGAAUCAUCAAUACGCUGAUUAAUUAUAUCGUCGUGAACUAUUUCGCUCACUUUUUCGUAGUGUGUUUUAUUAGAGCUAGUGAGGACACCGUUUAUCACACUUCACCGAUACCAACGAUCGUGCUGGAAUCGGAGGACGACGGUUUUGAGAUGGCUCUUGGUAUUGCAGUGAAUAUGGGCUGCCAGUCCUUUAUUGUUACCGAACGAUCGGCACACACUUUUUUCGAAGCCUUUCGUCCGGUGCAUGAAGCAGCAUUACAACGUAUGGUGGAGAAACGAGUUCUUGUGGUGCUUGAUAGGCGCUCCUCGUUUUUCCCUACCAUCAAUCAAUUGCUUGUGGUGGAAGAAAUUCCAGAAGUAUUAAUCCUGCUACCAGUAGAUACUACGGGUAAAGUAUCCUGUCGUGUCGAGCUUUACACACUAGACCUUUCCGCUGGUGCCCCCAUUACCAUCAGUCCUCGGCUGAUAGAUGUGGUUGACACCCAAAAUGGUACCAGUCCGCAAUGUUGCAAUGUGAAUUACUUUCCGGAUAAGUUUGUCAACAUGAACAAACGGCGUCUGAGACUAGCCACUAUUCCCUACCUACCGAACGCAUUCGUGGAAGAUAAGCCACUUGGAGAAGGAAAUGCGCGAUACAUACUGCCGCCGAAAGCAAACGUAUCGGCAAUGCUCAGUGGUACAGAAGUCUGGUUGGUGCUACUAUUCUGUGAGAUUGUCAACUGUACGCUAGAGGUUAUGAUCGCUUCCGAAUGGGGAGACGUGUUCGACAACGGUACCAAGUUUGGGCUGAUAGGAGCUCCGGCCAAGGGAGAAGUGGACAUUGCAAUAUCGGGCCUGUACUCCUGGUACACCAGCUUUCGGCAUCUUGCCUUCGGUGUCGUCAACUCGCGAUCCGGCUGCACGUGUAUCGUAGCCAAACCGCACAGUGUGGCCAACUGGCGCACUCCGUUCCUUUCAUUUUCCGGCUCACUGUGGUGUGCCGUUAUGGCCGCAUUCAUUGCCGGUGCGUUCGCCGUACUGGUCAUGUCCCGCAGUCGGAAGCGUAUCCUGCAGCUCACCGAUUCGACGCAGUACACGUUCAGCGAUUCGGUGCUGAUCAUGAUCGGAUUCUUCAUGGAGCAAAGUGUACGGAUGCCGAAUGAACUGCUGGCGUCUUGCUUUCUCUUCGCCACGCUCAUGUUUGCGGGAUUCAUGAUUGGCAGCAGCUACAAUGGAGGGCUGGCUAGCACCAUGAUCGUUCCGCAGUACGAGAAAAGCAUCAACACUGUGCACGAUUUGGCGGAAACUCGCACAACCUGGGUCGGGGUUACUGUGAGCUGGAUCUAUUCGAUUCGGUUGGCGUACCAGCCGGACGUGCGGACUCUGCUGCAGACGUUUCGCGAGUGGGAAGAGAAGGAGAUUACCCGUCGUGCGUACGAUCGCGAUGUGGCCAUCAUCGUCGAGCGGAUGGAGUAUGGCCAUUUUGCCUACCCGCAUAUGGAGCUGGACGCGUUGAAGGACCGGAAGAUGAUGGCGGAGGACAUCUACUGGGAGUGGGUAGUAGCGAUGUGUACGAAAACGUGGCCAGGCCGGGCACGGUACGAUCGGUUGGUGCUGGAGCUGAAAGCAUUCGGCAUUUUGGCCCACUGGGAGCUGCUUGGGGUGACGAAGCAUUUGAACUACAAGUCGCAGCAAAUCAUACGCUACUCGCGCCAAAGCGGCGACGGUGAUGAAUUUACACCGCUACGUAUAGCUAACAUUACUGGAGCGCUUUUGAUACUGGUUACAGGGUUGGCGCUCGGGAUGGUAAUGUUUCUUGCGGAACUGUUGUGGUACAGUUGUGGUCGAAAGUUUAAGACCUGUCGUUCAAUGUAA
Molecule: messenger RNA, 1920 nt
Organism: Anopheles moucheti
Lineage: Eukaryota; Metazoa; Arthropoda; Insecta; Diptera; Culicidae
Exons: 5
Coding region: 1-1920 (639 amino acids)
Cellular component (GO): membrane
Molecular function (GO): ligand-gated monoatomic ion channel activity
Source: RefSeq, a predicted model, not a curated record